Molecule: messenger RNA, 306 nt
Organism: Ascochyta rabiei
Lineage: Eukaryota; Fungi; Ascomycota; Dothideomycetes; Pleosporales; Didymellaceae
Exons: 4
Coding region: 1-306 (101 amino acids)
Source: RefSeq, a predicted model, not a curated record
AUGGCCGAGCAAAACCAGCAACAUCAGCAGAAGGGCUUCUUCGGCACCGCAACCAGCGGCCUCGGCAACACGCUCGGCGCUGCAACCAACACGCUCGGCAAGGGCGUCGGAGCCGUCACGGACGCGACGGGCAACGUUGUCAGUACGGCAGGGAAGGGCGUCGGCGACACCGUCACGGGGCUCACGCAGGGUCUUGGAGACACCACCAAAGCUGGAGGUAAUUUCGUCAAGGAUACGUCGAAGAGUGGGACGGAUAGUCUUGGCUUGACGGAGGCGGAGAAGAAGAAGGAGCAGCUUAGGCAAUAG